Fonticula alba is the source of this 801-nucleotide messenger RNA. RefSeq names its product H/ACA ribonucleoprotein complex subunit 2. Lineage: Eukaryota; Rotosphaerida; Fonticulaceae. The record is from RefSeq and is a predicted model, not a curated record. Gene Ontology annotation, molecular function: box H/ACA snoRNA binding. Bases 99 to 605 code for a protein of 168 amino acids. Gene Ontology annotation, biological process: snRNA pseudouridine synthesis; ribosome biogenesis; rRNA pseudouridine synthesis. Gene Ontology annotation, cellular component: nucleolus; box H/ACA snoRNP complex. The transcript has 4 exons.
CCCCGAUCGACCCAUUCCUCCCGUCUGAGUCGCUCUUCCUCCCUCCCCCCUGACCGCGCGUCUCCCACCUGCCUUUCGCUCGGCCACCCCCACCCACCAUGACCAAGGUUUCUAAGAAGUCCUCCAAGGAGGAGAGCUCCUCGAAGAAGAGCAAGACCUCCUCCUCUUCCUCCGAGAAGACCGAGAUCAGCUACGAGGACCGCGUCAAGAACGUCAGCGAGAUCGCCUCGCCUCUGGCCUCCAAGAAGAUGACCAAGAAGGUCCUGAAGACCGUCAAGCAGGCCACCUCCUCCAAGCAGCUCCGCCGCGGUGUCAAGGAGGUCAUCAAGGCCCUCCGCAAGAAGGAGACCGGUGUCGUUGUCUUCGCCGGCGAUAUCUCCCCGAUCGACGUCAUUUCCCACAUUCCCGUCCUGUGCGAGGACAACUCCGUCCCCUAUGUGUUCGUUCCCUCCCGCGAGGACCUCGGCGCCGCCGGUGCCACCAAGCGCCCGACCAGUGUCAUCAUGCUCCCGAACCCCAACAAGAAGCUCGACUCCUCCUACGCUUCGGCCCACUCGGAGCUGGUCACUGAGGUCAAGGAGCUGCCCUCGGUUCUCCAGGCCUAAGCGCACGUAUGUGUCGCCUUCCGUAUGACUUCACCCCCCCCCCCAUCCCUCGUCUCCCCGAAGUGACCCUCCCGCGCCCCUCUUCUCUUUUUAUGACCCCCCCCCAUAUACAUGUACACUCGUAGCUGGUCGUGCGGGGCCUGCUUCUUUCAUAUACAAACACACUUGUACCCAAUAAAACUUCCGACAAAGCCGA